AUGCAUGCCAACUAUUGCCCAGAGAGUGAAAUAUUAGCCGUUGGGAUGGCACCUUAUGCUCAUCUGGCGGUUUAUAAAGUAUGUUUUGGUCUAGAUUGGCCAGAGAGUGACAUCUUAACCGGGCUUGAUGCUGCAGUAGCUGAUGGAGCUGAUGUGAUAUCAAUUUCUAUUGGAGAAGAAAACAUGCCUUUUUUUCAAGACAGCAUUGCAAUAGCCUCAUUUCAAGAAAAAAAUGCCUUUUUUUCCCAAUGUAAUGUUCGGUAA
This is a messenger RNA of Lactuca saligna, 264 nucleotides long. Lineage: Eukaryota; Viridiplantae; Streptophyta; Magnoliopsida; Asterales; Asteraceae. The record is from the annotation of a GenBank genome assembly.